AUGUCGUCCUCGAACAACGAUUUCGUCGAUCCGCACAGCGGGGAGAGCGAAGAAGCAGCCAUGCUCGACAUCAACGAAGCCGCCGAAGAGAUUAUAGAUGAAGGCGACGCAGCGAUGGAUUCCGGCUCCGACAACGACGGCGAAGGCGACGGUGACGAUGAGAUGCAAGAGAUCAUCCAGCUGCAGAACGACUCCUCCGCCCACUUUGACGCACACCCCGACUCCAUCUUCGCCAUUGCCCAACAUCCCACCCUCCCCAAUCUGAUAGCCACCGGCGGCAGCGAAGGCGAUGACCUAGGUGGAAUUGGCUACAUCUUCGACUCUACACCCUUUCCUACACCUGUGCUCCCUGCGAGUUACCGAAGCGCGCCGAAUGAGCCGAUUGAGCGGAAGGGCUUAGAGCCGGUUUUCAAGUUGGAAGGCCACACGGACUCGAUAAAUGCGCUCGCAUUCACACUCCCCAAGGGCGAAUUUCUAUUCAGCGGUGGUCUCGAUGGCAAACUCCGCGCGUACGUAAGUAACGCGAGCGCAACAAAGUGGAAAUUCAUCAGCGAAGUGCAAGAAGUGGAGGAGAUAAACUGGAUGGCCGUUUGCCCGAACCCAUCCUCCCCAAACACCAUUGCUAUCGGCGCCAACGAUGGAAGUGUGUGGGUAUACACCGUCAAUCCCAAGAACAAAGACGCCCCGUUACAGAUCGUACAGAGCUAUUUCCUGCAUACCGGCAGCUGCACGGCGGGAAGCUGGUCCGCGGACGGCAAGCUACUCGCGACAGUCUCUGAAGACGAGUCCCUCUACGUCUGGGACGUUUUUGGCGAUGCCGCGCUGGUGGGCCUCACACAAGGCGAGGGAUCCGCGUACGUCGUCGGUAUGACUUCUCUUGACCAGCGCUUCGCAGUCGAAGGCGGGCUCUUCAGCGUUGCGAUCUCUCCCGCGGGGAAUUUUGUCGUCGUUGGCGGCGCAGGGGGUAAUAUCAAAGUCGUGGGCUUACCACGCUUGAACUCCGAUGCCCCAAUGGCGCCGAAGACGAAGGGGAAUAAAGCCGCGGGCAGCGUGAAGGCGAGUGCGGGACAGAGCGGACAGAUCCUCGCGGACUUGAAAGCUCAAGGAGAUGGCAUCGAGACGCUGGCCUUUGCACCGCCGCCUCUUACGCUCCUCGCAGCCGGUAGCGUAGAUGGCUCCAUCGCUCUCUUCGACUCGGCGCACCGGUUUGCCGUGAGGCGCCACAUCAAGGAAGCACAUGAGGAGUACAGCGUCGUCAAAGUCGAGUUUGUUAAGAACUCCCGGACGGGCGGCUGGCUGCUCACGAGCUGCGGUAUGGACGGUGUGGUGCGGCGGUGGGAUACCAGAGGCGGCACCGGGGUUGCGAAUUCGGGGUUCUUGGGGGAGUGGAAGGGCCACCGAGGGGAAGGCGAGGGGGGAGGCGUAUUGGGUUUCGUGCAGGGGGAUGGCACGAGGAUCGUUACGGCGGGUGAUGAUGCCGUUGCAUUGGUUUUCGAGGCUCCGAUUGCGUAA
This is a messenger RNA of Drepanopeziza brunnea f. sp. 'multigermtubi' MB_m1, 1512 nucleotides long. RefSeq lists its product as uncharacterized. Lineage: Eukaryota; Fungi; Ascomycota; Leotiomycetes; Helotiales; Drepanopezizaceae. The record is from RefSeq and is a predicted model, not a curated record. Gene Ontology annotation, molecular function: protein binding.